AUGGACAACACUGGCAAGUUCCAUUUGAACCUUAACAACAACGACCGCCCGCAAUUCAAUGAUCGUGCCUUUCCGACCACACCCUCCACCUUUCCGAAUCCCAUAUACCCACAGGCCCAAGGAGCUCAGCAGCAGGGCCAGGGUCAAAAUUCUCAACAACCGCCCUAUGGUACUGGCUUUCCACCGGCGGUUCCACCGGCGGGAUACUUUAUGAACAACCCCUACCCACCUCAAUAUCCCCAGCAGCCUCCUGCUGCCCAAUACCCACAUGCUCCUCAAGCUCCCCAGGCUUCUUAUCAACAGCGACCUGCUGGCUACCAAGCUAAUGAUGCUACGAAUGGCCUUGCACACCAAUUCUCUAACCAGAACCUAGGCGGUGGCAGAGCCUCUCCAUACGGAAAUCGCCAGGUACCGCAGGGUUCUGGACGUCCCCGCACAGCUGGUGCCCCAACACAGCAAGCUUACAAUAGCUACUUGAGCGCACCAAUGCCAAAUCAACCCACUCAGCAGCUGCCUGAAUUUGAGCGGGCUCCUGAAAGAAAUCCGGACAAAUACCCAUCGUCUGCGCAAACCAAUCAGACAAAGUGUGCGCAGUUGGCGGAAACUUUCUUCAAGGACAGUGUAAAGCGGGCUCGGGACAGAAAUGUUCGACAAAGCGAAAUGGAGCAGCGUCUGGUGGACCCAAACCAGUCACAAUCGAGACGAGAACAGACCUGGUCAAAUGCUGGGAAGCAGGAGGGAAAAUACUUGCGAUUCUUGCGGACAAGGGACAAGCCUGAAAACUACCAAACGCUGAAGAUCAUUGGUAAAGGUGCCUUCGGAGAAGUUAAGCUUGUGACAAAGAAGCAGGACGGCAAGGUUUAUGCUAUGAAGUCACUCAUUAAGAGCGAAAUGUUCAAGAAAGAUCAAUUGGCUCAUGUUCGAGCUGAGCGAGAUAUUCUGGCCGAGUCUGACAGUCCAUGGGUCGUGAAGCUCUACACCACCUUCCAAGAUUCCGACUUCCUCUACAUGUUGAUGGAAUUCUUGCCGGGAGGAGAUCUCAUGACCAUGCUUAUCAAGUAUGAGAUCUUCUCUGAGGACAUCACUCGUUUCUAUAUUGCUGAGAUCGUUCUGGCAAUCGAGGCCGUUCACAAAUACGGCUUCAUUCAUCGCGAUAUCAAACCUGACAACAUUCUGCUUGAUCGGGGCGGUCAUGUAAAGUUGACGGAUUUUGGUCUGUCAACUGGCUUCCAUAAGCUUCACGACAACUCUUACUAUCAGCAACUCCUCCAGGGCAAGUCCAACAAGCCGCGUGACCGCAACUCCGUCAAUCUUGAUCAAAUCAACCUUACUGUCAGUAAUCGAGGUGUCAUUAACGAUUGGCGUAAGUCUCGUAGAGUCAUGGCUUAUUCCACCGUUGGUACUCCCGAUUACAUUGCUCCGGAGAUUUUCACUGGGCAUGGUUAUGGCUCCGACUGUGAUUGGUGGUCGUUGGGUACGAUCAUGUUCGAGUGCCAAGUUGGCUGGCCUCCAUUCUGUGCGGAGGACGCUCACGAUACAUACCGAAAGAUUGUUAACUGGCGUUCAUCACUCUACUUCCCUGACGAUGUCCAGUUAGGUCCCGAAGCGGAGAACUUGAUCCGAAGCCUGGUUUGUAACUCCGAAAAUCGUCUUGGUCGCGGCGGUGCCGAUGAAAUCAAGGCCCACAAGUUCUUCCGCGGUGUAGAGUUCGACACACUCCGCCGUAUUCGCGCCCCCUUCGAGCCUAAAUUGCAGUCCAAUGUCGACACAGCCUACUUCCCAACGGAUGAGAUUGACCAGACCGAUAAUGCUACCCAUCUCAAGGCCGCUGUUGCAGCUGCUGGUGGACAGCCAAGAGCUGAAGCACCCGAGAUGAGCUUACCAUUCAUUGGCUAUACUUUCAAGCGAUUUGAGAACAACCAAAGAGGAUGA
Molecule: messenger RNA, 1932 nt
Organism: Lachnellula hyalina
Lineage: Eukaryota; Fungi; Ascomycota; Leotiomycetes; Helotiales; Lachnaceae
Gene: cot-1
Product: Serine/threonine-protein kinase
Exons: 4
Coding region: 1-1932 (643 amino acids)
Biological process (GO): peptidyl-serine phosphorylation; intracellular signal transduction
Molecular function (GO): ATP binding; protein serine/threonine kinase activity
Source: RefSeq, a predicted model, not a curated record